ACCGCCGGCCAUGGCAGGGCGGAGGUGGCUCCUCUGGCCGGGAGGGCUCACGGUGGAGGAAUUCAAGGAGUGGCUGAAGCAGUUCGACGUGGACGGCGACGGCCGGAUCAGCAGGGCCGAGCUCCGCAAGGCCAUCCGCAGCCGGGGGGUCUGGUUCGCCACCCUCAGGGCCGGCCGAGCCAUCCGUCACGCCGACAGGGACAAGAGCGGCUACGUCGAAGACGCCGAGAUUGAGAAUCUCGUCGCAUUCGCGCAGAAAGACCUCGGCAUGAAGAUCUCUGCCUGGUAGCAAAACCAGUGGGCACUAUAGUAAAGUACCACCUUUGGUCGUGUGCUAUAGUUUCAACUUUGACAUGGCGAAUUCUCCUGAAUAACGUGUGUAAGAUCAGGAGAAUUAAUCAAG
Molecule: messenger RNA, 403 nt
Organism: Hordeum vulgare subsp. vulgare (domesticated barley)
Lineage: Eukaryota; Viridiplantae; Streptophyta; Magnoliopsida; Poales; Poaceae
Product: calmodulin-like
Exons: 1
Coding region: 11-289 (92 amino acids)
Molecular function (GO): calcium ion binding
Source: RefSeq, a predicted model, not a curated record